Molecule: messenger RNA, 2583 nt
Organism: Rhinolophus ferrumequinum (greater horseshoe bat)
Lineage: Eukaryota; Metazoa; Chordata; Mammalia; Chiroptera; Rhinolophidae
Gene: PPP2R2B
Product: protein phosphatase 2 regulatory subunit Bbeta
Exons: 10
Coding region: 820-2118 (432 amino acids)
Biological process (GO): peptidyl-serine dephosphorylation
Cellular component (GO): cytosol; protein phosphatase type 2A complex
Molecular function (GO): protein binding; protein phosphatase regulator activity
Source: RefSeq, a predicted model, not a curated record
AUCAGCCGCCUCCAGCCUUCUGCAGCAGCAGCUGCGAGCGCGCGCGUGUGGGUGUGCGGGUGAGUGCGCUGGAGCCGGCCGCAGUACCCUGCCCAGCUCCCCGCCGGCUCCCUAGCCCCCACCAACCGGAGCCGCCCUCCCGUGGGACCAGCACCCUCACCCGCGCCGGGCCAGGCUGAAUCCUGCCCCUGCCAUCUCGCCACUGCAGCCCAGGUCCAGAAAGGCACCAUUUUGUCGCGGCUGCCCGCUCUCCCAGGGGGAGGAGGGAUUUUUUUUUUUUUUUUUUUUACAUUUUCGGAGCGGCUGCCAACAAGGGGAACCUGUUGGGCAUCUCCCUAGCCCCGCUUGUGAGCGCCGCCGGGGCAGCGGGCGGAACCAGCCCCCUCGGGGCACGGCGCAUCUUGGCACCGGAGGCAGCGGAGGCAGGCGCAGCAUCCUCGCUGGGAAUUGGAGCUGGAGUGAGCGCACCGCGGGAGGAGCCGCCGCAGCCUCGGAGAUCCCGAGUGGAGGAGGUGACAGCUCCAUUGCCGGGUUUUUAUUUUUUUUUCUCUCCGCCUCCCCGUCUCCUCCUCAGGCUCGGACCAUGGUGCAGUCCCACUGGCUCCCCUGCCCCCCUCUCCUGUGAGACUGGCUGCGGGGAGGGAUCAUGGAUACUUGUCUGCCGGCUUCUGGUUCCCACGCAAGUAAGCCUGCUGUCAAUGGAGGAGGACAUUGAUACCCGCAAAAUCAACAACAGUUUCCUGCGCGACCACAGCUAUGCGACCGAAGGAGCCAAGGGAGAACCCAAGACAGAGACUAGUGGCACAAUAAUAAUGAAGCAUGAAUUAUCCAGAUGAAAGCACCUAUGGAACCAAAGCUGACAUUAUCUCUACGGUAGAAUUCAACCACACGGGAGAAUUACUAGCGACAGGGGACAAAGGGGGUCGGGUUGUAAUAUUUCAACGAGAACAGGAGAGUAAAAAUCAGGUUCAUCGUAGGGGUGAAUACAAUGUUUACAGCACAUUCCAGAGCCAUGAACCUGAGUUCGAUUACCUGAAGAGUUUAGAAAUAGAAGAAAAAAUCAAUAAAAUAAGAUGGCUCCCUCAGCAGAAUGCAGCCUACUUCCUCCUGUCUACUAAUGAUAAAACUGUGAAGCUGUGGAAAGUCAGCGAACGUGAUAAAAGACCAGAAGGCUACAAUCUGAAAGAUGAGGAAGGCCGGCUUCGGGAUCCUGCCACCAUCACAACCUUGCGGGUGCCCGUCCUGAGACCUAUGGACCUGAUGGUGGAGGCCACCCCACGAAGAGUAUUUGCCAAUGCACACACCUAUCACAUCAACUCCAUAUCAGUCAACAGCGACUAUGAAACCUACAUGUCAGCUGAUGACCUGAGGAUUAACCUGUGGAACUUUGAAAUAACCAAUCAAAGUUUUAAUAUCGUCGACAUUAAGCCAGCCAACAUGGAGGAGCUCACGGAGGUGAUCACAGCAGCCGAGUUCCACCCCCAUCACUGCAACACCUUCGUGUACAGCAGCAGCAAAGGGACCAUCCGGCUGUGUGACAUGAGGGCGUCAGCCCUGUGCGACAGGCACACCAAAUUUUUUGAAGAGCCGGAAGAUCCAAGCAACAGGUCAUUUUUCUCUGAAAUUAUCUCUUCAAUUUCGGAUGUGAAGUUCAGCCACAGUGGGAGAUAUAUCAUGACCAGGGACUAUCUGACCGUAAAAGUCUGGGAUCUCAACAUGGAAAACCGCCCCAUCGAGACUUACCAGGUUCAUGACUACCUCCGUAGCAAGCUGUGCUCCCUCUACGAAAACGACUGCAUUUUUGAUAAAUUUGAGUGUGUCUGGAAUGGGUCAGACAGUGUCAUCAUGACCGGCUCCUACAACAACUUCUUCAGGAUGUUCGACCGAAACACCAAGCGUGAUGUUACCCUGGAGGCCUCAAGGGAAAACAGCAAACCCCGGGCUAUCCUAAAACCACGGAAAGUGUGCGUGGGGGGCAAGCGGAGAAAAGACGAGAUCAGUGUGGACAGCCUGGACUUUAGCAAAAAGAUCUUGCAUACAGCUUGGCAUCCUUCAGAAAAUAUCAUAGCAGUGGCGGCUACAAAUAACCUAUAUAUAUUCCAGGACAAGGUUAACUAGAAGGACAAGUUAUUAUUACUUAAUAAUCUCACAUAUUGAAUACUAGUCAAACACGUUUUUAAAUGUUUCUUUGGGUCUUUAUUUGAUGCACUGACUUUAAUUUCCCUAUGCAGAAAACAAUUGGGAUGACAUUGAAAGGAGUCCAACUUUCCCAAAUCCCCCGUUCUAAGAAACUUUUGUUCCACCCAGUAAGUCCCGGGACAAUUCUGUUUAGAAUUGAGAGCUGCCAGCUACCAGUAAUUCUUCCAUAGUUGACCUGAAUUUCUGAUGCUUUUAUUGCCCAGUUUUCUCUGGUGGGUCCCGUGUUUUGUUUCUAGGUGUCUGCUGAGAUAAAAUGAGGUUGUCUGUAGUAUUUAAAGCAAAAGGAUGUGGUGUUUUUUUUUUUAAUUAAGCAAUUCCAUUUGAUUGAAAAAUUCCACACAAAAAAUAAACACCGUCUACUCAGAGAAAUUCUCCUUGUUUUGU